GUGCAGGGCCGCUUCCUGCGCACGGGGAGCGUGGUCCGGGCUGGGUCGUAGCGCGCCUCGCGUUCCGUGCGGUCGCUGGGGGAGACGCGGUCGCGAGUGGGAGGGACAGUCCGCACCAGACAGGUGGAAGAGGACGGGAUUUAGGCUGGAAGAGCCUUAGAGGAGCCGUUUCCAGGAUGGCUGGUUUGGUGUUGUGUGAACCGACAGAACUUUACAACAUCCUGAAUCAGGUCAUGAAACUAUCCCGACUGACUGAACCCAACUAUCUCUGCUUAUUGGACGUGCGUUCCAAACGGGAGUAUGAUGAAAGCCACGUGAUCACAGCCCAUCGAGUGAAGAAGAGGGCGAACGAGUAUCUCAUCCCGGAGUCCGUGGAUCUGGAGUGCGUGAGACACUGUGUGGUGUACGACAACAACACCAGCACGCUGGAGAUCAUCUUUAGAAGGGAGACCGAGGAGGAGGAGCUGGAGAUCUCGGACAAGAGCAGACGAGAACUGGUGCCCGGAGCCGCCGUGGAGUGUGGCAGAGCGCUGGCCGCCCUCACCCGUCACCCCGUGUGCAUCCUGAGGGGGGGUUACGAGCGCUUCUCGGCCACGUACCACUUCCUCCGGACGCAGAAGAUCAUCUGGAUGCCGCAGGAACUGGAUGCCUUUCAGCCCUACCCUGCUGAAAUAAUUCCAGGCAAGCUCUACCUGGGCAAUUUCAGGCAAGCCUGCGACCCGAAAAUUCAGAAGGAUUUGAAAAUCAAAGCACAUGUCAAUGUCUCCAUGGAGACAGGGCCAUUUUUCGUGGACGACAGUGACAAACUUCUGCACAUCAAGAUAGAAGAUUCCCCAGAAGCCAACAUUUCCCCCUUUUUACGGCACCUCUGCCACUUCCUUGAAAUUCACCUCCAGCUUGGCUCGGUCAUCCUGGUCUUUUCCACCCUGGGCAUCAACCGUGGCUGUGUGGCCGUCUUGGCCUUCCUCAUGCACUGGAACGAGCAGACCUUGAAGAAGUCCUGGGCCCAUGUCAAGAAGUGCAAAAACAACGUGCAUCCCAGCCAGGGCUUGGUGGCUCAGCUGUCCGAGUGGGAGAAGGUCAUCCUUGGAGACUCCGUCACAGACAUCUUGGAUCCGCUCUGCUGAUCUUCUCUGUGGUCCAGCUCCGGGUCCGGAGGGCUUCCCGGGGGUAGUGGGCCAGGCCGUGUAACCAGGUUGGUGUGGAAAGAGAAGGCCUUUGCCGCCUGGA
This is a messenger RNA of Neogale vison (American mink), 1230 nucleotides long. RefSeq names its product serine/threonine/tyrosine interacting like 1 (gene STYXL1). The coding region runs from base 177 to 1127 and encodes 316 amino acids. NCBI's taxonomy places the organism in Eukaryota, Metazoa, Chordata, Mammalia, Carnivora, Mustelidae. Gene Ontology annotation, molecular function: protein tyrosine/serine/threonine phosphatase activity; protein phosphatase inhibitor activity; pseudophosphatase activity. Gene Ontology annotation, cellular component: mitochondrion. The transcript is spliced from 9 exons. Gene Ontology annotation, biological process: protein dephosphorylation; negative regulation of cytoplasmic stress granule assembly; positive regulation of intrinsic apoptotic signaling pathway. The record is from RefSeq and is a predicted model, not a curated record.